UGAUGUAACUCUCUCACAAGAAUGUCGAAAAGGGCCAUGACGCCUACAUCACAGGGUGGCUAAGUUAACGGCAGACGAUAGUCAUUUCACACUCAAAGCAUACUUUUGCGUACCCAUACUUGAGCUUGCAAACAGAAGAAGGAGAAGGAGAUGAAAAUGGAGUAUAAGCAAGACCAAACGUUUGUUUGAUUGUUUCGUCGCGAAUCAGUGCCGGACUGAAAUCACACCAGGGGGCUAUGGUGCUCUUUCCAUCUCUUCUCGAAGGGCUGGCAAGAACCAGAUCGCUCAAGAAAAUGAAGAAUUGUCAUGAAGAUGUUGCAAGGAAAACUGCAGAAGCAUUGGAAAAGGAAGCGAAAAAGAAUGAGCUGGUUUUGAGUUCUUCUUCUGGCAUUGUUAUGUCUGAUAAGUCUAACAAUUUUUCCUCUGUUUGCUCCAAGAGAGGCCAGAAGGGGAUCAAUCAAGAUUGCUUAUUCAUUUGGGAGGAAUUUGGAUGCCAAGAGGACAUGAUCUUUUGUGGGAUAUUUGAUGGGCAUGGCCAAUGGGGCCACCAUGUUAGCAAAAGGGUCAAGGAAUCAAUGCCUGCUUCUUUGUUGUGCAAUUGGCAAGAGACUCUCACUUUAGCAUCACUGAACCUCGACUUCGAAAUGGAGAUGGAUAGAAACAUCCAUCGGUUUGAUAUAUGGAAGCAAUCCUUUCUUAAAACGUAUGCUGCCAUUGACCAGGAGCUUAAGCAUUCUUCUAAAAUGGAUUCUUAUCGAAGUGGCGCUACAGCAUCAACAAUUGUUAAGCAGGGCGAACAUCUCAUCGUCGCAAAUGUCGGUGACUCCCGGGCUGUCUUGGCCUUCAUUUCAGAAGAUGGGAGUUUGGUACCUCUUCAGCUUACAGUGGACUUUAAACCCAAUAUACCUCAGGAGGCAGAACGAAUAACAAGAUCCAAUGGACGAGUAUUUUGCUUACAUGAUGAACCAGGGACUUACAGGGUCUGGAUGCCAAAUGGUAAGACACCAGGACUGGCAAUAUCAAGAGCCUUUGGCGACUAUUGUGUUAAGGAUUUUGGGCUUAUCUCAGUGCCUGCUGUCAGUCAAAGGCAUAUCACCAGCAGAGACCAGUUUGUCAUUCUAGCAACAGACGGGGUAUGGGAUGUUAUCUCCAACGAAGAAGCUGUCCAGAUAGUUUCCUCCACUCCAGAUAGGAAAAAAGCAGCUAAAAGGCUUGUGGGAUGUGCCACUCUUGCAUGGAAGUCUAAGAAACGAGGCAUCGCCAUGGAUGACAUCUCAGCUAUUUGCCUCUUCUUUCACACUUCAUCCUCACAACAUGCCAACCUUAUGAAUCUAUGAUCUCACAAAAUUCAUGUGUAAAAAAAUCUGGGUAGAUGCCGAUUACUGUUGCCUUAGUUUACUAUGGGAAAUGUGUAUAUAUAAAUGUAUGCCUUUGUUGAUUUGGAAUGCUGUCAACUAUGUAACAAGAAAGCCCAACAUGAUUCUAUUUAACCAA
This is a messenger RNA of Prunus mume (Japanese apricot), 1494 nucleotides long. Its product is annotated as Protein phosphatase 2C family protein. Lineage: Eukaryota; Viridiplantae; Streptophyta; Magnoliopsida; Rosales; Rosaceae. Gene Ontology annotation, molecular function: protein serine/threonine phosphatase activity. The record is from RefSeq and is a predicted model, not a curated record. Gene Ontology annotation, biological process: protein dephosphorylation.